Molecule: messenger RNA, 309 nt
Organism: Cutaneotrichosporon oleaginosum
Lineage: Eukaryota; Fungi; Basidiomycota; Tremellomycetes; Trichosporonales; Trichosporonaceae
Source: RefSeq, a predicted model, not a curated record
AUGCUGGCCAGCGCCCUCGUCGCCCUCGCCUCCAUCGCCCUCUUGCAUGCCGCGUUCUCGGCGUAUGAGUAUCUGAGUGCGCUCAAGGCUCUCGGGCAACCUGGCGCGUCGCUGCCAACAAGUAUCAUCGCCGAGGCCCUCGUCUCCCUCGUCAUCUUCAUCCCGGCCAUCACCCUCGCCUACCCCGCCCUCCAGGACGUGACUUUCCGCGGGGAGCUAGCGAAGCGCACCCCAGACGACAUGGACGCGCGCAUGGGCUUCAUGCGCCUCAGCGCACGCGGCGCAGCCCUCUUCGGCGACCGCGCAUAG